Molecule: messenger RNA, 1670 nt
Organism: Sitodiplosis mosellana (orange wheat blossom midge)
Lineage: Eukaryota; Metazoa; Arthropoda; Insecta; Diptera; Cecidomyiidae
Exons: 1
Cellular component (GO): nucleus
Molecular function (GO): DNA binding
Source: RefSeq, a predicted model, not a curated record
AUUUUUACGCCUGAACAAGAAGAUGCAUUAGUUAUCUACAUCAAGAAGUGUGCAAACCAUUAUUACGGACUAAGCAUUAGCGAAUUGCGUCUGCUCGCUUAUCAAUUUGCUUUGAAACUCGGAAUUGCUGUUCCAGAUAAUUGGCAAACCGCUGAAACGGCAGGAAUAUUUUGGUAUUAUGGUUUUAUGGAACGCCAUAAGUCGCUGUCAUUGCGAAAACCGGAAAAUACCAGCUUAAACCGAGUAAAGGCGUUCAACCGAGAAAGUGUCGGUUUAUUUUUCAACAAUUUGGAUGCUGUUCUCACCGACACCAUGCAUGAACCGGCUAAUAUUUGGAACAUGGACGAAACUGGAUUCAGUACCGUACCGGGCAGCGUCGGAAAAAUCAUUGCUAUACGGGGCGUUAAAAAAGUCGGCCAAAUGACAUCCGGUGAAAGAGGCCAAAUGAUCACAAUGGCUCUGUCUGUAAGUGCAGCUGGUAAUUCUAUGCCACCAUUGUUUUUGUUUCCGAAGAAAAAUAUGCAAAAACACUACAUGACACACGCAACACCAGGUGCCGUCGGCUAUGCCAAUGAUUCGGGUUGGAUGAAACAACCAGAAUUUCUGUUGUUUAUGAAGCAUUUCGUGAAAUAUUCUCACGCAUCCAAAGAAAACCCAAAUUUGUUGCUCAUUGACAACCACAGCUCGCACCUUUCGGUCGAAGCAUUAGAUUAUGCAGCAGAACAUGGCAUAACACUCCUAUCAUUCCCGCCACAUUGCAGCCAUAAGCUGCAGCCACUGGACGUUUCGGUUUAUGGUCCAGUGAAAAGCUAUUACGAACAAGAAUGCAGAAGCUGGUCCAGAAACACACAGGAAAAGAUCGAAAUGUUUCACAUUCCUGAAUUGGUUCGCAGCACUCUCGAUUUGGCUCUGACACCAAUCAACAUCAAAUCUGGUUUCCGAGGAACCGGCAUUUUCCCAUACAAUCCGAAUAUUUUCUCAGAUAUCGAUUAUGUCGAGGCACCAUUUGUUGAAAAUGAGAAUAAUGGAAUGCCUGACGAAAGCCAACGUCUCCUACUCGUUACUGAUGCAGCACCAGAUGUGGGAGCCGAAACCGAAGUCUCUACAACCGAUACCUCUGCAUCAACAACACCGGUACCGCGUGGAACAACACCGUUAUCUCGUGAAUCAACACCUUUAUCCCGUGCAUCAACACCUUUAUCUCGUGCAUCGAGCUUGGCUUCGAUUUUGUCUGAUGUUGGGCCUUUAAAACCAGCAAAGCCAAAACCUCCAUCAAAAAAACGUGGACCGAAGCCUAUGAAAAGUGCGAUUCUUACAUCGCCUGAAAGUCUUGCUGAUUUAAGAGCUAAGAAAGCGAAACGUGACGCCGCAGCCCAGAAGAAAGCGGAAAAAAUGACAAGUAAGCGUACACCGAAAGCCCAGAAGAAACCGGGUAAAGCGGCGAACACAACAAAAGCCCAGAAGAAAGCGGCGAACACAACAAAAGCCCAGAAGAAAGCGGCAAACACAACAAAAGCCAAGAAGAAUCCGGUUAAAGCGAGCAAACCAAAGUCACCACCCAAACGUAGAAAACAACGCACUUACUCGUCCAAAGAUGAAGAUUUCUGCACCAUAUGCAUGCAAGCGAUGCCGCAAAAUCUAACAACGGCCAAUUCCAUCGCAUGCAUAGA